This is a messenger RNA of Scatophagus argus, 2166 nucleotides long. It is a transcript of the gene kin, whose product is annotated as Kin17 DNA and RNA binding protein. Gene Ontology annotation, cellular component: nucleus. Gene Ontology annotation, biological process: DNA replication; DNA damage response. Gene Ontology annotation, molecular function: double-stranded DNA binding. Bases 422 to 1600 code for a protein of 392 amino acids. Lineage: Eukaryota; Metazoa; Chordata; Actinopteri; Scatophagidae. The transcript has 12 exons. The record is from RefSeq and is a predicted model, not a curated record.
AGGUUUAUUUGGUUUCCAAAAUAAAAAAAAGGGCUUACAAAUAUCAGUCAGGGGAAAAUGACUAAGAAUCUAAGAACUGCAACGUCAAUGUAUUCGUCAGUACGGAUGAAGGCAAAACUCUACCCCCCGUCACACUGGAGCCACAAACAGGCUAACUAACUAAGUAGCAUAUUUAAGUAACGUUUUAGCAAUCAUACUGGCACGUGUGGUAAAUACGAAAGUCCUUGAAUGCAGCUACAGUUAUCGCGUGUUUUAAGCUUUCGCGCGAUGUUAUGACGCCAAACACGCGGAAGCUGUUUACGUUACUGGACGUUCAUGGUAGCAUAGCUGGCUUAAUCGCUUCUGGCGAAAACUCCGACUUUUUUCUCAGAUUAAGUGUUACUAAUAGUCAGUUAUAAGGUCUUUUAUGUAACUGAUCAGAAUGGGGAAAGCAGAUUUUCUCUCCCCCAAGGCCAUAGCCAACCGGAUAAAAUCCAAAGGUCUUCAGAAGUUGAGAUGGUAUUGUCAGAUGUGCCAAAAACAAUGCCGAGAUGAGAACGGCUUCAAAUGUCACUGCAUGUCAGAGUCCCACCAGAGGCAGCUGCUGCUGGCCUCAGAAAACCCGAACAAGUUCAUGGACUAUUUCUCCGAUGAGUUCAAAAGCGACUUCCUGGAGCUGCUCAGGAGACGUUUCGGGACCAAACGAGUGCACAACAACAUUGUGUACAAUGAAUACAUCAGCCACAGAGAACACGUCCACAUGAACUCCACUCAGUGGGAGACUCUCACCGACUUCACCAAGUGGCUGGGCAGAGAAGGUUUUUGUAAGGUUGACGAGACGCCCAAAGGCUGGUACAUCCAGUACAUCGACCGCGACCCGGAGACCAUCCGCCGCCAAGAGGAGCAGGCCAGGAAGAAGAAGCACGACCUGGACGACGAGGAGAGGAGCGCCAGGUUCAUCGAGGAGCAGGUCCGCAGAGGCCGCGACGGCAAGGAGUCGGACGAAACUCCGGUCUACACAGAUCUGAAACGUGAGAAUGAAGAAGAAAAAGUUGCUUUCAACCUUGGCGCCUCUUCGUGUGUUGCCGGUCCUUCCAAAUCGAGUUCUGCCCUGGCUGCUAGCGCUCUCAAAUCAGCAGCGUCGUCCACCAAGAGGAAAGACACGUCCUCCAGUUUAGACUCCAGGGAGGAGAAGAAGAAGAAGAAGUCUGCUCUGGAGGAGAUCAUGGAGAUGGAGGAGAAGAAGAAGCAGCAGCAGCAGUCGACCAGAACAGACUACUGGCUGCAGCCUAACAUCGUGGUCAAAGUUGUCACCAAGAGGCUGGGAGAGAAGUACCACAAGAAGAAGGCCGUCAUCAUGGAGGUGCGAGACAAAUACACAGCAGUGGUGAAGAUGAUCGACUCCGGAGACAAACUGAAACUGGACCAGAAUCACGUAGAGACGGUCAUACCUGCACCAGGUAAACGGGUUCUGAUCCUGAACGGGCCGCACAGAGACACGGAGGCUCUGCUGGAGGGAAUAAACGAAAAAGAUUUCAGCGCUACACUCACACUGGACUCUGGUCAGCAGAAGGGGAAGAGAGUGGACGUCGCCUACGAGGACUUCUCAAAACUGGCCUGAACCAACACAGCUUCCUGUUUAAAGCUCAGGCAGUCGUUCAGCUGCGGGACUCUACUGUGUCAGAGUUCAGAGCACUCAAUACCUUUAGGUUAUGGACAGGAAUAACCCAGUACCAGGCAGUGUAAGAACUUCUCCAGUCAGACAGUACCUGUACUGAAUUAUUUUUGUACCCAGAUCAGUUUUGUAUGGUUUUGUUCCCAGCCAAUCACUGCAAGCGUUCUUUGAUUUAAUGUGAUGUGUGAUUGGCCCACAGCAGCAGCAGCAGCAGACACAACCCAUACAGGCUGCGGUGAAGCGGAGUGCGAUGUGUUUGACAGAGUUGGUGGUUCAGUGUGCCGAGAUAUCAAAUGAAAUACUUUACUAGUGUUAGUAUCUGGAAAUGGUACUGACAUCAUUCAUUUGUUAACAAUACCCUGUACACACACACAUCCCAUAAUGCAACUCCUGUGAGGUAUCACGGAGGAACUUAGAUUUGUCUUGUUUUUUUGUUUUUUUUUUUAUUUUGUAUUGAUGUUCAAGUUGAUCUUAACAUUGCAGGUUUUCUCCAAAUAAAUUGAUGAAAAUGA